UCAGUGUCCUUGGGAUCCAUGGAAUUACCACACAACGUCACGGAAUUUAUCAUUCUGGGACUCUCACAGAAUCCGAAAGUACAGAGAGCUCUCUUUCUGGUCUUUUUGAUCACUUAUAUGGUAACUGUUUGUGGCAACAUGCUUAUUAUGGUCACUGUCACCUUCAGUCAAACCCUGGCCUCCCCUAUGUAUUUCUUCCUGGCCCAUCUGUCCUUUAUUGAUACUUGCUAUUCUUCUUCUAUGACCCCUAAACUCAUUGCUGACUCCUUGUAUGAAGGGACAGCCAUCUCUUAUGUAGGCUGCAUGACUCAGCUCUUUGGAGCCCAUUUUUUGGGAGGUGCUGAGAGCAUUCUGCUUAUAAUUAUGGCCUAUGAUCGCUACGUGGCCAUCUGCAAGCCCCUGCACUACACAACAAUCAUGACCAGGCAUCUCUGUGCCUUCCUUGUGGGUGUGGCUUGGCUGGGAGGCUCUCUGCAUUCAUUGGUUCAGCUCCUCUUUGUCCUUCCACUGCCAUUCUGUGGUCCCAAUGUGAUCAAUCACUUUAUCUGUGACUUGUACCCCUUAUUGGAACUUGCCUGCACUAACACGUAUGUCAUUGGUCUGCUGGUGGUUGCCAACAGUGGUGUGAUCUGUCUGUUGAGCUUCUUGAUGCUGGCUGCCUCCUACAUUAUCAUCCUGUACUCCUUGAGGUCCCACAGUGCCGAGGGGAGGCGCAGAGCCCUUUCCACCUGUGGGGCCCACUUCACUGUUGUCACCUUGUUCUUUGUACCUGGCAUAUUUACUUAUAUGCGCCCAUCCUCUACAUCACCUAUAGACAAAAACAUGGCAGUGUUUUAUGUUAUUCUGAUACCUAUGCUGAAUCCAAUCAUUUAUACCCUGAGAAAUGAAGAAGUAAAAAAUGCUAUGAGAAAGCUCUUCAUGGAAUAA
This is a messenger RNA of Chrysochloris asiatica (Cape golden mole), 927 nucleotides long. RefSeq names its product olfactory receptor 4C3-like. Lineage: Eukaryota; Metazoa; Chordata; Mammalia; Afrosoricida; Chrysochloridae. Gene Ontology annotation, molecular function: G protein-coupled receptor activity; olfactory receptor activity. The transcript has a single exon. Gene Ontology annotation, cellular component: membrane. Bases 19 to 927 code for a protein of 302 amino acids. The record is from RefSeq and is a predicted model, not a curated record. Gene Ontology annotation, biological process: G protein-coupled receptor signaling pathway.